This is a messenger RNA of Stylophora pistillata, 827 nucleotides long. RefSeq lists its product as uncharacterized. The record is from RefSeq and is a predicted model, not a curated record. Lineage: Eukaryota; Metazoa; Cnidaria; Anthozoa; Scleractinia; Pocilloporidae. Gene Ontology annotation, molecular function: calcium ion binding. Gene Ontology annotation, cellular component: myosin II complex.
UUGUCCAUAUUGUGCUUUGUUGAGAAUGGUGGAACAGUUUACAGAGAGUCAAAUUGAUGAAUUUAAGGAGUGCUUUUCACUGUUCGAUGGUGACAGUGAUGGCAUGAUAACUGAACAGGAACUGGCACUGACCAUGCGAUCCUUAGGAGAGAAUAUCACACACGUAGAAAUUGCUGCACUUAUGAAGAAAGCUGGAAAGCAGAAAGUGCGGUUUCCAGAAUUCUUGAAGAUGAUGGCAGAACAACGUAAAAAAAACCUUAACUCAGAGCAUGAAAUUCUGGCUGCUUUUACAGCUUUAGACAGGAAUAAAACUGGUGUAGUGAGUCGCAAGCAACUUCAGCAUCUAAUGACAGGCACAGGGGAUAAACUCACAACUGCAGAAUUUGAACAGAUGUUGAAGGAUUUGAACUUGGAACAUGGCAACUCUAUUAAUUAUUCAGAUCUUGUUCGAGCUGUGACCCACUGAGGGGAAGCUGAUGGUGCUGUUGUAACGUGUUUCUCCAUUACCACCCUUGUAUAGCACUAAACUUUACACAACUAACACUGUCUUUUAAAGUUAACUAUGAAAUUUUUAAUAUGUCAGUUGAGGUUAUUUGCAGGAAACAGGAAACUUGGGUGUAAGAAUAACUGAUUCAGUUGUAUUAUUUCGUUGUGAAAAUGUAAGAAGUAUUUUAGCUGCACAUGUAUAUUUUAAAAUUUUUAUUUAUUGUAAUGACAUGCUAUUAAGUAUGUUUAAUGAUGAUGCUUUUAGAUCUGUUAUUUAUGAACCACUUGGAAUAAUUAAGUGGGGUGUAGAACAGUAGCUGAAAUAAAUGAAUGUUAGGAAA